This is a messenger RNA of Plasmodium gonderi, 3006 nucleotides long. Its product is annotated as tryptophan-rich antigen. Lineage: Eukaryota; Apicomplexa; Aconoidasida; Haemosporida; Plasmodiidae. The transcript is spliced from 2 exons. The record is from RefSeq and is a predicted model, not a curated record. Bases 1 to 3006 code for a protein of 1001 amino acids.
AUGGUUUCGUAUAUAUAUAUAACCUUGUUUAUAUUAUCUUUUGCUUUUCUUUUAAUUCAUGCUUCAACAAGUGAUUUAGAAUUGGAAAAUGUCACUUCUGAUGAAGAUGCUGUAGAAGUUAUUGAUCCUUCAAGCGAUGAUGUAGAAGUAGAAGAAUAUUUGGAUGAGAAUGUAGAUGAUGACCAAUCCAUUUUAGAAGCUACCCCUGAAGAUGAUUUUGCCCUAUCAGGUGUGCAAAUUACUGAUGAGGAAGCUGACGGUGAUGUUAAUGAAGAUAUGCCAUUAGAAAAUGAGUCUAUCAUGGAUAUGGAAGCAGAAGGUGAUGCUACUGUUGAUGUGGAAGAAGGUGAUGCUACUACUCUUGAUGUGGAAGAAGGUGAUGCUACUACUCUUGAUGUGGAAGAAGGCGAUGCUACUACUCUUGAUGUUGAAGAAGGUGAUGCUACUACUCUUGAUGUGGAAGAAGGUGAUGCUACUACUCUUGGUAUGGAAGAAGGUGAUGCUACUCAUGUUGUAGAAGACGGUGAUGCUACUGUUGGUAUGGAAGAAAAAGAUGGUGCAACUUAUUCUAUGGAAGCAGAAGGUGGUGAAACUGUUGAUGCAGAAGAAGAUGCUGAUCUUGUCACAAAUUUGCAUCGUGCUGGUAGUACCGAUUCUCUUUUUGGGAAGAUUUUGGAUAAAGAUAUAAUAUUUGAUAGUAUUAAAUCAUAUGAACCAAUGUUUAAGCAAAUUAUUUUAGAUCCCUCUAAACUUAAGGAGGAACAGAUGCCACCAAUGGAAGAAUUAGAUGCAACUCCAGAAGACGAUUUCUAUUUAGGAAAAUCACCACAUUUUACAGACGAAGAAUUAGGAUUAAUGAAGGAACCAGUGGAAGAAGCACCAACGGAAGAAACACCAACGGAAGAAGGGCCAAUAGAAGAAUUAGAUGCAACACCAGAGGACGACUUCGAAUUAGGAAAACCAUUAAAGGAAGAAGAAGAAGAAGAAUCAACAGAAGAGGAACCAACGGAAGAAGAACCAACCGAAGAAGUACCAACAGAAGAAGAACCAACGGAAGAAGAAUCAAUAGAAGAGUUAGAUGCAACACCAGAGGAUGAUUUCAAAUUAGGCAUGCCAAUUGAGGGAGAAGAAGAAGAAGAAGUAGUUGAAGAAGUACCAGUAGAAGAAGUACCAGUAGAAGAAGUACCAGUAGAAGAAGAACCAACAGAAGAGGAACCAACGGAAGAAGAACCAAUAGAAGAAUUAGAUGCAACACCAGAGGACGACUUCGAAUUAGGAAAACCAUUAAAGGAAGAAGAAGAAGAAUCAACAGAAGAGGAACCAACGGAAGAAGAGCCAACGGAAGAAGUACCAACAGAAGAGGAAACAACGGAAGAAGAACCAACAGAAGAAUUAGAUGCAACACCAGAGGAUGAUUUCAAAUUAGGCAAGCCAAUAGAGGGAGAAGAAGAAGAAGUAGUAGAAGAGGAGCCAGUAGAAGAAAUAGUAGAAGAAGGAGUACCAACAGAAGAAGAACCAACUGAAGAAGAACCAACUGAAGAAGAACCAACUGAAGAAGAACCAAUAGAAGAAUUAGAUGCAACACCAGAGGAUGAUUUCAAAUUAGGCAAGCCAAUAGAGGGAGAAGAAAAAGUAGUUGAAGAAGUCGUGGAACCGUCUAAGUUUGUUAAACCAUCAAUUAUGAUCUUAAAUGAUGAACAGUUAUUUGCUGCAAUUUUAGAUGACAAUUUAAAAUAUUCUAACGUUAAAGCAUUUGAGCCAUUAUUUAAAUAUAUUCUCAAGGAUCCAGAUGCAAAACCUCUUCCAAAAGAAUCUCCAAAGGAAGAACCAGUAUAUCGACAAGAGGAAUUAGAUGCAACACCAGAGGACGAUUUCAAAUUAGGAGAAUUAGUAGAAGAAGUACCAGUGGAAGAAGUACCAGUAGAAGAAGUACCAGUAGAAGAAGUACCAGUAGAAGAGGAACAAGUAGAAGAGGAACUAGUAGAAGAGGAACAAGUAGAAGAGGAACAGGUAGAAGAGGAACAAGUGGAAGAGGAACAAGUAGAAGAGGAACAAGUAGAAGAAGAACCAGCAGAAGAGGAACCUGUAGAAGAGGAACUAGUAGAAAAAGUACCACAAUUAAAAUUAGUAAUACCAUCGGAAGAAGAAAUCAUGAUAAAGUUAGGAGAAUCAGCAAUACACGAAAAGUUACCUUCGGCAAUGAUCCCAGUUUUCGAUGUGGAAAAGAUAGAUAUUCCAAAAAGAUUUACAGAAGCAGAAGAAUUUUUAUAUUACGCCGUAAAAACCAAAAAGUAUGCACAGGAAGAUUUAUUAUCCCGAUUUUGGUAUACUCCAGAAUGGAAGGAAUUUGUUGAUAAAUUAGAAAAGGAAUGGAGCCUUUUGGAAGAUAGCAUGAACCAGAAAGUAGCUAAAUUUAUGAAAAUAAGAAAUGAUGAAUGGGAUGGAUGGAUGAAAAAAAUUGAAAUGAAAUGGUCAAUAUCUAGUGGAAAAAUAGCUAAAUUAAGAGCUGUUACAGAUUCGCAAAAUCCAUCACAAUGGAGCGAUCAGUCAUGGAACAAUUGGUAUAAAAAUGAACUAGAGACAAGAAUUGAUUCGAACGUAGAUAAAUGGUUAAACGAUACUCAUUCCAGUGUAUUUCAAAUGGUUGCUAAGGAUAUAAAAAAUUUUGAAGACAAGAAAAUUAAAGAAUGGAUGAUGUAUCACUGGAAAAACAACGAAGCUGGUGUCGCUCCUGAGAAAAUUAAAUUUAUGACAGCUUCAAGAUUUGUAAUUUUAGCCAGGACUAAACGUUGGUAUAAUAAAGAUCCCAAAAUAAAUAGACAAAGAAGGGAAUUAAUGAAAUUAUUCCUAUACAAAGAAAAUUAUUAUUUAAUAGAAGGAUGGAAUAAGUGGAAACAAUGGAAAAAGGCUAAAAGCUCUAUGAUUAAUUCAAUUUAUGAAACAUUAUCUGCAAAGCGUGUCCCGAAAGAAGAAUGGGAUACAUUUAUUAAACAGAUAAUAGUUUAA